This is a messenger RNA of Ornithorhynchus anatinus (platypus), 1325 nucleotides long. It is a transcript of the gene HMBS, whose product is annotated as hydroxymethylbilane synthase. Gene Ontology annotation, cellular component: cytoplasm. Gene Ontology annotation, molecular function: hydroxymethylbilane synthase activity. The coding region runs from base 186 to 1262 and encodes 358 amino acids. Gene Ontology annotation, biological process: heme biosynthetic process. NCBI's taxonomy places the organism in Eukaryota, Metazoa, Chordata, Mammalia, Monotremata, Ornithorhynchidae. The record is from RefSeq and is a predicted model, not a curated record. The transcript is spliced from 14 exons.
CUCCGGCCCACACGGCCCCGGCGGUCGGGCUGUCUGUCUGAGGGCCUCACGUGUGGCCCCCCCCUCAUCGCCCGCCCGGCCGCCUCGUCGUCCGCGGGCGCGGGGCUCGCCUCCCGCCGCCGUCCCGCUCCUCCUCCUCCUCCUCCUCCUCCUCCUCUCGCUGCUCCUCCUCUGAGGACGCCGCCAUGCCCGGCGACGCGGCGCCGAAAGGAAACGGCCAGAAGAUGAGGGUGAUCCGGGUGGGCACGCGGAAGAGCCAGCUGGCACGGAUCCAGACGGACAGCGUGGUGGCGAUGCUCAAAACCUAUUAUCCGGGUCUGCAGUUUGAAAUCGUCGCCAUGUCCACCACGGGGGACAAGAUCCUGGACACGGCCCUCUCCAAGAUUGGGGAGAAGAGCCUCUUCACCAAAGAGCUGGAACAGGCGCUAGAGAGGAACGAAGUCGACCUGGUUGUCCACUCCCUGAAGGACCUGCCGACCGUCUUACCCCCCGGCUUCACCAUCGGCGCCGUCUGCAAGCGAGAGAGCCCCUACGACGCCGUCGUCUUCCACCCCAAACACGUCGGAAAGACGCUGGCCACGCUGCCGGAGAAGAGCGUGGUGGGGACCAGCUCCCUGCGCAGAGCGGCCCAGCUGCAGAGAAAGUUUCCGCACCUGGAGUUCAAGAGCAUCCGGGGGAACCUCAACACCCGGCUGCGCAAGCUGGACGAGCUGCAGGAGUUCAGCGCCAUCAUCCUGGCGGCCGCGGGGCUGCAGCGGCUGGGCUGGCAGAGCCGCCUGGGCCAGCUGCUGCUCCCCGAGGACUGCAUGUACGCCGUGGGCCAGGGGGCCCUGGGCGUGGAGGUCCGGGCCAGGGACCAGCAGGUGCUGGACCUGGUGAGCGUGCUGCACGACCCCGAAACCCUGCUGCGCUGCAUCGCCGAGAGGGCCUUCCUGCGCCACCUGGAAGGGGGCUGCAGCGUGCCGGUGGCGGUGCACACGGCCGUGCGGGACGGACAGCUCUACCUGACGGGAGGGGUGUGGAGCCUGGACGGCUCGGACAGCCUGAGGGAGACCAUGCAGACCGGCGUCGCCGUCGGCGGCGCCCAGCCGGAAGACGGGCCGGAAGACGACGUCCAGCGGGCGGGCAUCACCGCCCGCAACGUGCCCCGGGCCGCGCAGGUGGCGGCCGAGGACCUGGGCGCGGGCCUGGCCGCCCUGCUGCUGGCCAAGGGGGCCGGGGCCAUCCUGCACGUGGCCCGGCAGCUCAACGACGCCCGCUGACCCCACGCGCGGAGCCGCUCCUUGCAAAAAAGAGAAAUAUUUAAUAAACAAAAGUCCCUUGCA